This is a messenger RNA of Penicillium subrubescens, 552 nucleotides long. RefSeq lists its product as uncharacterized. The transcript has a single exon. NCBI's taxonomy places the organism in Eukaryota, Fungi, Ascomycota, Eurotiomycetes, Eurotiales, Aspergillaceae. Bases 1 to 552 code for a protein of 183 amino acids. The record is from RefSeq and is a predicted model, not a curated record.
AUGCGCCUCACUGGUCCUCUCUUCGCCUCCCUUCUCGCCGUUGGUGCCGCUGCAAUUCCCGUCGACAAGGACAAUAACCACGACUCAGACUCGGGACUUUCUCGCAUCUGCCGAGGCCUCAAUACCCAAGACAGAGGCUGUGUCCGCUACACCCGCGGGUUCGAUGUCACCGGAGUCGUGACUGAAGUCGACCUGACCUUCCCGCAAGUUCGGAGCAAAUGCGACUGUAUCCAGGAAUGCUUGAACCGGCGAGGCACUUGCGCGAACUACGUCUGGAAAUUCUCUACUCCUGAGUCUGUGGCGUCCGGUCACCGUACAUGCACGCUCUACUCCGAUUUCAAUCUUCCCGCUGGUGUGACGCUGCAGUUUGACUUGGCAAGCCCGAACAACGUCAAUAUUAAUGCUGCAAAGAUUACUGCUCUCGGCAAUAACCCCCAUGCGGGAGCACUUGUUCCGCAGGCCUUUAAGGAUCCCAAUCUCAAUACCGUCCCGGAUCCUGAUGCUGUGUCUGGCCCGGUUUGGACCCUUGCUAAUGGACAAGUUCAGUGCUAA